This is a messenger RNA of Funneliformis geosporum, 586 nucleotides long. NCBI's taxonomy places the organism in Eukaryota, Fungi, Glomeromycota, Glomeromycetes, Glomerales, Glomeraceae. The record is from the annotation of a GenBank genome assembly.
UGCCACAAUAAAUGCUAUCAAAUCUGCUGUUAGACGUGCUAUGUCUAGCGCCAAGUCGAGAGAAAUACCACUAGAGGAAACUAUUCGUAAAGUCCUUCAAAGUGAACUUAAAUUAAUCUUUCCUGCACAUUUUUUCCAAGAUUCUGCCGGAGGCACUUCCAGCAGUCUCAUUGCGUUUAAACAGAUAGUGGCUCCUAUGGAGUCGAAGAUGGUAUCUCAAAAUAAUAUCCCUUCGGCUUCUAAAGAUUCAUCUCUGGAUGAGUCCAUGGGACUGCCGAAUAGUUCCAUUCGACCCUUCCUACCUCCUGCCCUCUCCAAAUCUGGUAUAAGCGAGAGGUUGAUAUAUGAAAUUUCUUUCUUAAUUCUUCCAAGGGCUUGGACUUCAUAUCCCGGUGGAGGGUUAAUCAUAUUGAGAAUCAGUAUUAUGCGGAGUAUCGGAAGGAUUAGUUCUACGCAUGGUAUGGAGACUAUUUGUGGUAUUAGUAAAAAUAUGCAUAAAAAAUUAAUACUACAUGGAGUAUCAGAAGUAUUGAGAGUAUCAGGAGUAUCAGUGCUAUACGCAUUAUGGGAUCCAGCUAUCCUAUAA